Molecule: messenger RNA, 424 nt
Organism: Chironomus riparius
Lineage: Eukaryota; Metazoa; Arthropoda; Insecta; Diptera; Chironomidae
Source: the annotation of a GenBank genome assembly
AUCAAACGUAAUCAAGAACUUCGCUAAGAUGGCUCAACAGUUCGUAAAAGAAUCAAUUGGCAAGCAGCGUGUAGUGAUCUUUAGUAAAUCCUAUUGUCCAUAUUGUGUUAUGGCAAAAGAACAAUUUAAAAAGAUCAAUUUCGAAUUUCUCGCUAUAGAAAUUGAAGAUAGACCAGAUUGUCAAGAAAUUCAGGAAGUUUUAAAUGAAAUGACUGGAGCUAGGUCAGUUCCACGUGUUUUUGUUGAUGGAAAGUUCAUUGGCGGUGGAACUGAUGUCAAGAAACUUUAUGAAAAUGGUCAAUUAGCUAAAAUGUUGCAGUAAAAUAAUCGAAUGAUAUUCAAGAAUUUGUGGCUAGUCAUUGUGGUCAUAUCCCUAAUCUAAUUUGUUUCAAGUGUGGUUGAUAAUAACAAAUUAAUAGUGUGC